Messenger RNA from Acanthopagrus latus (yellowfin seabream), 1651 nucleotides. RefSeq names its product family with sequence similarity 167 member Ab (gene fam167ab). NCBI's taxonomy places the organism in Eukaryota, Metazoa, Chordata, Actinopteri, Spariformes, Sparidae. Bases 428 to 1108 code for a protein of 226 amino acids. The record is from RefSeq and is a predicted model, not a curated record. The transcript is spliced from 5 exons.
GGGGCGUCUCCCGGCAACCAGAACCUGACGCAGCCGCUCCGCCCCGCCCCGUCCUCGCGGUAGCUCCCCUGCUCAAAAACAAGCGGACCGCGGAGCCGCUGAGGGACAGACACGGGAACUGGUGUCGAGAUGGUCGCCGGACUGAUGCGGCUGCUCGGCUUCAGGGGUGGCUGACUACAAGUUUGGACUCCAGCAGCUUGAAGUCUCAAAAAGAGGGCUUCCUGUAAAAGAGCAACACUAUCAGCCAUCAUACCCCACCGCCAGUCGUCUGACACCUCAGGUCGGUGAAGCCCUGAGGACAGGAGGCGUAAAAUUGCUGAUUCAUUGACAGUCCUGGUGUCGCUGCUAUGGAAACAAUUUGUUCCCGUCAAAUGGAAAUCCUAUCACCUGCCUUCAAAACUCCACUGGAUCCAUCGGAAGUCCUUUGAUGAUCAACUUUGCUGAUAAAGAGCAGAGAAAGUGGAUACAGGAAGGACAUGACCACAUUACUGCGAGGCCACCAAUCAUGGUGGACCCAGCUUGUGUCCUCGAGGAAGCAGAAUGUGGGGAAGACGUGGAUUUGCCAACAGAUGACCACCUGAUGAACUUAAAGGCCUUGACUGAGAAAUUAAGACUGGAAACCAGGAGACCGUCUUACCUGGAGUGGAAAGCCCGGCUUGAGACGGAAAGCUUCAGGGAGACAGGAAGUGGAAAAGGCCCGAUCCACGUUGAGCCUGAAGGGCAAGCAGUCAUGCCCAAAGAGACGGUAGUGAACUCUGAGAGGAUUCAAUGCAAGUUGCCCUCGGGCGUACUGAAAGGAUUUGGGAACAUCGAUGAAGCUCUCAGUUGGCUGAGGAGAGAACUGACCGACAUGCGCCUGCAGGACCAGCACCUGGCCAGGCAGCUCAUGCGACUCCGUAGCGACAUCAACAAGUUGAAGAUAGAGCAGACGUGCCACCUGCACCGACGGAUGCUCAAUGACGCCACCUUUGGGAUUGAAGAGCGGGAUGAGCUGUCGGACCUGCUGUGCGAAUGUCCGGUCACCCCGGGGCUGGGCCUCUCGGCCCCGCUGAGGCUCAUCGGCGUCACCAAGAUGAACAUUAACUCGCGCCGCUUCUCGCUCUGCUAGUAGCUACAGUCAGAGAUUCCUAACGACAAAACAGCCUGUGUUUGCUAUGUUACUAUGUUUGCUCCAGUGCAACAUGCCAGCCACGGCCAUAUGUCAGAUAGUGGUGGACUCUUGUGCAUUUAGCGCUUGACCACAAUGAUGUGAGGAUGAACCUCGAUGUAAACACUGUUUUACAGUCCCUGUAAUCGAAGGGAGCGAAUUAAGUAAUGUAUAUUAUUUAGAAAGAAUAAUUUGAGUGUAGAAGGUACAUAUAAAGUGUUUUUGCCACUAAACUAUAGGGCAGCUGUAUACAGAAACCUCUCUGUCUUAUAACCAUAGAUGAUUUUAAACCUGUGGGCUAUUGUGACUUGAAACAAAAGAAUUGCAGUUUUCAAACUCUCAAGUUGUUUGGUGAGACUUUUGUGGUUUCUGUCUCCAAGCAGAGAUUAAAAAUGUCAAUAUAUUUUUUUAUAAUGGCAUACAUUUUAUUCCAUGUUGUCUUAAUCUAAAUGUCUCUGCUUUUUAAAAAUAUGCCUUAAUAUUGAUAAAUGAACAUAAUCCAUA